AAAAGAAACAAAGGUAGAAAGGAAUGAGAGCGCCGAUUCCUCCCUAUCCGCGCCUCCGUUGUCUCAGGGCCGGACCAACCUGGUUUGUCUCUCGUACUCCGGCAGUCCCAAGAAAAGAAAGGUUCCUCUACCGCCGGAUUUGGUUUCUAGGCUUUUCUGCAGCAUCUCCCACAGCAACAAGUAUACCUAGUGGUGUUCUCUGGUUGUGAAGUCGUCGUCGUCGUCUUAUUGAAGUUUAGAUUUUUGGUAUCGUUUGCGGCUGGAGACAUGAGCUCGAUGUUGGCGCCUACAUCUUGGUAUUGUGUUCUUGAUCGGGUCUCUUAUCGGUCUGGUUAGCAUCUCUCGGUGUCAAAUUACGUUUGAGGGUAAUGAACUUUGGACUGGAGUCAUUUAAAUUGUAUUCUGUCCUUGUUCAUUUAGUAGGAGGCCAUUCUGAUAGCACAUACAUUUCUGAAGCAGUUGGAAGGAGGAGGAGACACUUCGUAGAAAUUAUAAGCUUUAUAAGCUCAGGUAGAGGACUGGUAGUGUUGCAAAGGGUCGAUGCCGAAUGAUGAGGGUGGUAUAGCAGAGCAGAAAAGAUGUGAGGGUGUUUCUGAACCCAUUUUAGAUUCAACCCUGACCCGUAAUGGGGACGAGAUAAGAGGGGCAGUUAUAGUUUCACAGGAAGACCCUGUGGAUGGGUCCAUGCCUCCUCUGGCGCUUAGCAUCACUAUUUUCCAGCCCGAAGAAGUCUCCAAACCCAACAUGAGUGCCUCAAAGAGCACAGCUUCUGAGGGAGGUGAGAAGAUUUCUGGGAUGGCUGCCUUGAAGAAGGGUUUUUUAUCAAGGAGUGGGAGCUAUCAGGAGCAGUGCAGAGUUUGUCAGCAGGAAACUGAAGAACCUCUGAUUGAUCUUGGGUGCAGAUGCCGAGGUGAUCUUGCUAAAGCUCACCGCUCUUGUAUUGAUACCUGGUUCCUUACUAAGGGUUCAAAUAAAUGCGAGAUAUGCCAGCAGAUAGCUGCAAAUGUGCCAUUUCCUGAAUCAAGACCAAGUGUAAAUAACUGUCUCUGGAGGAUCAACUCACCCUACGUCAUGGGACAAGAACACGAAAGGGGAUGCUUUAACCCACUUUGGGUUGCAUUUGCCAUUUUAAUUGGAGGACUCUUGUUGGAUGUGCUAGUCUCAGUUUCUCUUGGUGUUUCUGCACUGCCUGCGAACAUCAUAAUCGGUGUUCUUAUCGUACUUGGAUUAGGCACUUCUUUUCGGCUUGCAUUGGAAUGCUGUCAAGGCCAGGGUUCAAGAAGAAAUCUGCAGACGACGAACGUGACCUUCAAUCCUGGGUACCAUCCAACAGUGUAAGAGUUGUUACAGUGUAGAGUUGUUACAUCCAAGAAGUAUAGUUUGCGUGCCACUGGAUGUCUUUCCUUUUUAGUCAUCUGUUCAUAUUGUGUCUCAAAUUUCAUUUUCUACAGGAAAACACCGUGUUAAUCAACUUGUAUAUUUUGUGCAAUAAUUUGAACGAAUCUUUCUGAUUGAUGCUUGUGCA
Molecule: messenger RNA, 1525 nt
Organism: Musa acuminata AAA Group (dessert banana)
Lineage: Eukaryota; Viridiplantae; Streptophyta; Magnoliopsida; Zingiberales; Musaceae
Exons: 9
Coding region: 541-1338 (265 amino acids)
Molecular function (GO): zinc ion binding
Source: RefSeq, a predicted model, not a curated record